AUGAGCAGCAACUUUACUUCCGUGCCCAGUGAGUACCUCGUCGCAGGAGUCCUCAUGACAGCACUUGGAGUCGUGGGCGUUUGCAUCAAUAUCACUGUUAUUCUAGCCCUUAUACGUACACCAUCAUUCUAUAACGCAUUCGGCUACAUAUGUAUCUUACAUCUGAUCUCCAAUGCGGGAGAAUUGCUGAUUUUCUCGCUUUGGAACGGACCGGCAACAAUCUGGUACAUCCUGACAUUGAAUCGCGUUUCGGUCAUUAGCUGA
Cylicocyclus nassatus is the source of this 264-nucleotide messenger RNA. The record is from the annotation of a GenBank genome assembly. Lineage: Eukaryota; Metazoa; Nematoda; Chromadorea; Rhabditida; Strongylidae.